UGGCGACGCGUUCAUCUUGAGUUGCGCCCAGUGAAACAUUCCAUAAGAACGCGUUUUUAGCUAUUCUCGUAGACUUUUAAAGCCUUAAAUUUGGUUUUAAAAUUACCUUAAAUAAAUAUUAUCAGGAUUCUUUUCGGUGGCGAGGAAAUCUCAAGGUCUGUUGUUGGGAUAACAAAGGUAUCUUCAUCCAAGGCGAUUUGGCUGCUGUUUACAGACGUGAGAGUGUGAUUGUUUCGGGCGUGAGGAACUGCGAUAAGUUGACUUACUACCAUUUCAGGCGUUCUGUUUUCAUUCGUUAUAAACGGGACGCUGCGGGUUCAUAUCCGUUGGAUUGCAUCGCUGAUUAUUUGCAAGCGCUUUUCUCGCGCAGACAUUCGCAAUCGUGCCACGCGAAGUUGAACAAUCUGUUGAGCGUCUCGCGACUGCACUGUAAAUAUCGCGGGCCAUUUUUUUUUUUAUUUCACGAUUAAAACCACGGUUGCUUUUUCUGAACUGAAAUACUUUGCAGCUGUUUUGGCAAAGUCUGGUUACUACUCUCAACUUUAGGAAGGAUAGCUAUAGCAUGUUAGCCCAGACUAGCUAAUUAGCUUCAGCUAACGGACUGAAAUUGUCUCUUGUUAAAAACUCGCUUGUUAUUGUAGCUUGAACAGCUCUCAGACUGUUUAGAAUAGAUCACUGUUAAAAGUAUAUAGUUUGUUUAUUUACAGACUACUCGUUUUCUCUAUUAAACAAGCUAGGUCACAAUUUUCGUGUCCUUAUCGAUAAGUUAUCCUAUCCUUACUUGCCAUUGACCCCGAUGUAAGACGGGGCGAAUCAUUGAAUUUCAAAUAGCUGGCUCAACGGCUAACUAAAUUCAUCGUCAUCGCGGUAUUUGCUCUUAAAUGACCACCGGUAGGAAUAACAGGGUGAUGAUGGAAGGAGUGGGUGCUCGAGUUAUCCGGGGGCCUGACUGGAAGUGGGGUAAACAGGACGGAGGAGAGGGGCACGUCGGCACCGUGAGGAGUUUUGAGAGCCCGGAGGAGGUGGUUGUGGUGUGGGAUAACGGCACCGCCGCCAAUUAUCGCUGCUCUGGAGCGUAUGACGUGAGGAUAUUAGACAGUGCGCCCACAGGAAUCAAGCACGACGGCACCAUGUGUGACACCUGCCGGCAGCAGCCCAUCAUCGGGAUACGAUGGAAAUGCGCAGAGUGCACCAACUAUGACCUCUGCACCACCUGUUACCAUGGUGACAAGCAUCACCUGCGCCACAGGUUCUACCGCAUCACCACACCUGGCAGUGAGAGAGUCCUUUUGGAAUCGCGUCGCAAGUCAAAGAAGAUCACUGCCCGAGGCAUCUUUGCAGGAGGACGGGUGGUGCGUGGAGUGGACUGGCAGUGGGAGGACCAGGAUGGAGGGAAUGGCAGAAGAGGGAAGGUGACAGAGAUCCAGGACUGGAGUGCUGCCAGCCCCCACAGCGCAGCCUACGUCCUCUGGGACAACGGAGCUAAGAACCUCUACCGAGUGGGAUUCGAGGGAAUGUCUGAUUUGAAAUGUGUGCAAGAUGCCAAAGGUGGCGCUUUUUACAGAGACCAUUGUCCAGUGUUGGGUGAACAGAAUGGCAACAGAAACCCAGGAGGCCUGCAGAUUGGAGACUUAGUCAACAUUGAUCUGGAUCUGGAGAUCGUUCAGUCGCUGCAGCAUGGUCACGGAGGCUGGACUGAUGGCAUGUUUGAAACACUCACCACCACUGGCACCGUGUGCGGCAUUGAUGAAGACCAUGACAUUGUUGUUCAGUACCCUAGCGGAAACAGGUGGACAUUUAAUCCGGCUGUACUCACCAAGGCAAAUGUGGUGCGUAGUGGAGAAGUGGCAGCUGGUGCAGAAGGAGGCAGCUCUCAGUUUAUGGUGGGAGACCUGGUCCAGAUCUGUUAUGACAUCGACCGCAUCAAAUUGCUCCAGAGAGGUCAUGGAGAGUGGGCUGAAGCUAUGCUGCCAACCCUUGGGAAGGUGGGCCGAGUUCAGCAGAUCUACUCUGACAGUGACCUGAAAGUUGAGGUGUGUGGGACGUCCUGGACAUACAAUCCAGCCGCUGUUACUAAAGUGGCUCCUUCUGGCUCUGCUGUUACCAAUGCCUCUGGAGAGCGCUUGUCUCAGCUCCUCAAGAAGCUCUUUGAGACCCAGGAGUCUGGAGACAUUAAUGAAGAACUGGUGAAGGCUGCAGCCAAUGGAGACUUAGCCAAAGUGGAGGACAUUCUUAAGAGGCCAGAUGUAGACGUGAAUGGGCAGUGCGCAGGACACACUGCUAUGCAGGCGGCCAGCCAGAAUGGCCAUGUGGAUGUCCUCAAACUGCUGCUGAAACAUAAUGUAGACCUGGAGGCUGAGGAUAAGGAUGGAGACCGAGCUGUCCAUCAUGCAUCCUUCGGGGACGAGGGCUCCGUCAUCGAGGUGCUGCAUCGAGGCGGGGCUGACCUGAAUGCCAGAAACAAGCGCAGACAGACACCCCUGCACAUUGCUGUAAACAAGGGCCACCUACAGGUGGUGAAGACAUUACUUGAAUUUGGCUGCCACCCCAGCCUGCAGGACUCUGAGGGAGACACACCUCUGCAUGAUGCCAUCAGCAAGAAGAGGGAUGACAUGCUGUCUGUGCUCCUGGAAGCAGGUGCUGAUGUCACCAUUACCAACAAUAACGGCUUCAAUGCACUUCACCAUGCAGCUCUGCGGGGGAACCCCAGUGCAAUGCGUGUGCUGUUGUCUAAACUGCCACGGCCAUGGAUAGUGGAUGAGAAGAAGGACGAUGGUUACACUGCCCUUCAUCUGGCUGCCCUCAACAACCAUGUGGAGGUGGCAGAGCUCCUAGUCCAUCAGGGAAAUGCCAAUUUGGACAUACAGAACGUUAACCAGCAGACGGCAUUGCACCUUGCCGUUGAGCGUCAGCACACCCAGAUUGUACGACUGUUGGUACGAGCCGAAGCCAAAUUGGACGUGCAAGACAAGGACGGAGACACGCCACUGCAUGAGGCUCUGCGUCACCACACACUUUCUCAACUGCGCCAACUUCAGGACAUGCAGGACGUCAGUAAAGUGGAACCCUGGGAGCCCUCUAAAAACACAUUAAUAAUGGGACUGGGCACUCAGGGGGCUGAGAAGAAGAGCGCAGCUUCUAUUGCUUGCUUCCUGGCUGCUAAUGGUGCUGACCUCACCAUCCGUAACAAGAAGGGUCAGUCUCCUCUGGACCUGUGCCCUGACCCCAGUCUCUGCAAGGCCCUGGCUAAAUGCCACAAAGACAAGUCCAGUGGACAGGUUGGCUCUCAUAGCCCAUCUCUGAAUGGUAAUAAUGAGACUCUGGAGGAAUGCAUGGUGUGCUCGGAUAUGAAGAGGGACACAUUGUUCGGCCCCUGCAGUCAUAUCGCCACCUGUUCUCUAUGCUCCCCCCGCGUCAAGAAGUGUCUCAUAUGCAAGGAACAGGUCCAGUCCAGAACCAAAAUUGAGGAGUGUGUGGUGUGCUCUGAUAAGAAGGCAGCCAUGCUCUUUCAGCCCUGCGGUCACAUGUGCGCCUGUGAGAACUGUGCCAGCUUAAUGAAAAAGUGUGUGCAGUGUCGGUCCGUGGUGGAGCAACGCAUUCCCUUCGUUUUGUGUUGUGGAGGGAAAGGUAUGGAGGAUGCCACUGAUGAUGAGGACCUUAAAAAUGCCACAGGCCAGGCUGGAUUUGCCCCCAAGCCCACUGCAGGGGUGCAUGCAUUACAUAACAAUGUGACUGGUUGCUUCUCAGCAGGGGUCUCUAACUCAAUGGCAGGGGGGUCACAGGAUCUUCUCCAGCCCAACAAUCUGGCACUAAGUUGGUCCAGUGGAAAUAUCCCAGCCCUGCAGAGGGACAAAGACAACACAAAUGUCAAUGCAGAUGUGCAGAAGUUGCAACAGCAGUUGCAGGAUAUCAAAGAGCAGACCAUGUGCCCUGUGUGUUUGGAUCGACUGAAGAAUAUGAUCUUCAUGUGUGGCCACGGCACCUGUCAGCUUUGUGGAGACAGAAUGAGUGAGUGCCCCAUCUGCCGCAAGGCCAUCGAACGUCGGAUCCUGCUUUACUAGAGAACCCGGUCUCAAUUGGGGCCUUGACAAACAUCCUUGCUUUUCAGCCACAGUGGGUGCUGCUGCUCUCAUAAGCACCAUUUCUGUAUCUGCAAGGCUCUCUGUCUCUCACUAAUCUAAGAAUCAUCAGUGUUAUAGUUUUGUCUUAAAGCAUCUGAAAUCCUUAAAUUCAACAGCCUUAGGCUCAUAAUUGUCUGGAAAACUUCAGUUUUCUGUGUGCUUGGAUUAUUUUCAACGCAGUGAGGAAGAAACUUGCUUUUAUUCUUUAUUCUCGUUCUGUUCAUGCAAAUGUUCGAGUUUUUGUGAGAAGCAUAACAGCACCUUUUAAGGGGCAGGCUUUCUAUAAGACAUGAACUGAGUCUGCUAACUUCUCAUUAUAUCAGUGUAUUAUGCUUCUAUAUCCUGUCGCAAGCACAACUGUAUCUACAGAAUCAGUGUAGGUGAAGACGUAGGACUUGACUGAACACUGAAAAUAUCUAUAGUAUGUCAAUUCAUUUUAAAAUCACUUUUCGAGUAACCUAGCGUUCAGUUCCAAAUCAUGUGUAAAUGUAAUGCAUUUUCAUUUACUGACAAAAAAGUUUGCCUUGUUCACACACAUUGAUGAGAACAUUCAAAUAUAAUUAGCAACAGUACUGUUAGUAUAAAAUUUCAUGGUCCUCACUUGAAAUGCCAGCUGUACUACAGUAUAUACAUUGAGUAUUAUUGUCACCCAUGAUGGAGGUGACUGUCACAAGAUCAAUGCUGGUGGCUGCAUGCUUUUCAUGGAACUGAUCCCUGUUGUCUUCAAACAAAUAUUAAUUUGCUUAAAGGUGCUGUAAGUGAUUUUAAAAUUUUUUUCAUGGAAGGGUAUGUGAAAAAUGUUUUCCUACACCAUGAAAGAUAUCAAUGAAAUAAGUGUUGUGAGAUAUCUCACCUGUCUCUGUGACUGCUCUAGACUCCGUAAACAAAAAGUGUCCGUGGGCCAUGGUCAAUUACACUUUCUGCCUGUUAAUCAUUUUGCGUAUUCUCAUAGAAUUGUAGUUUCAGCGAAUUGAGUCAUAAUGCUAUUUUUAUUGCAUGUUGCUCAACAGUUUUCAGGUGAAGCCCCUAUUUUGCUGCUGUUGUUUUUGACAACCGUUUCUUCAUGAUGUUGGUCUCAAUAAAGCUCAUUUGGUAUCUUUUGAGUGUGUGGAUUUGGAUAGAGGGAGCCUGGCUAAUUCAACAGCUCAGCUUGUAGAAAAUCUAAAAGCAAGCUAAAAUCACUUACAGCACCUUUAACAAACAUUAUUGGAUUGUUCCCCAGCGGUCCUGCUUAUUGUACCAAGUUUUCUUGCCAGAUAUUUAAUACAAAUAAGGAUGAGUUUGGUAAAAACUGCCGGUUUUGUGCCAUUGUUUAAACAAAUAUGAAAUACUUCCAUUUACCUUUUGGAAAUAAGGUGCUGUUUAUCUAUCUUUACAAAUGUCUUUAGUUAAUUUAUGUAUUUUACAUAUUAUAUAUUUUUUUUUUUUACAUAAAAUUAAUAAACAAGCUGGAAUAUACCAUCUUAUAAUACCCCAUUAGAUGUAACUAUUAUGGGGGUCCUACCUUAACUGGGCCGCAAAAAAGCCUGACCAAAAAAACAUUUGUAGCCAUGGACUAUUAACAAAAAUGGUCUUUCAUUUAGCAAUUUGGCAUCUUUCUGUGCUUGCUGUCAAGAUGCAUUUUGAAGGCCUGUAUCACAUUGUCAUGUGGCCCGUUCCAAUAUAUUCAUCAUGGUGCCAGAGAUCUGAAGUUACGUCUGUAGCUUGAUGGCAUGUUUCAUUUUAGUGUGACUCACCACUGCAAAGCAGACAUUUUUACUGGAAGCAAAACUAGUUUCAUAUUUUACCUUUUAAAUAUUUGUAUCAUUUUCUGUGAUCACUUUAACACUAAAAGCUAGAUGCACUAAAAUACCUUAAUGGUAGUAUUGUAUUGUCAUGGUUACUCAAGCUGUCUGUUUUGUACCUUAUUUUCAGUACACAAAAAACUGCCCUGGUUAAAAAAACAAAAAAACAUUGAUACUAUCUUUUUUCUUUUUCUUGAAUGAACGUUUGCUAUAUGCUGUACAACAUUUAUCAUAGGAGACAUUGUUUUUGCCCUGUAUUGCAUUUUACUUUAAAGCAUUGCCUAAUAAAGAUUUAAUGACAUGGAGUAAAUUUGUAAUUGUAGC
Molecule: messenger RNA, 6229 nt
Organism: Xyrauchen texanus (razorback sucker)
Lineage: Eukaryota; Metazoa; Chordata; Actinopteri; Cypriniformes; Catostomidae
Product: E3 ubiquitin-protein ligase mib1-like
Exons: 22
Coding region: 882-4061 (1059 amino acids)
Biological process (GO): protein ubiquitination
Cellular component (GO): cytoplasm
Molecular function (GO): ubiquitin-protein transferase activity; zinc ion binding; protein binding
Source: RefSeq, a predicted model, not a curated record